AUGGCAUCAACUAUAAAUAACUUCAGCUUGUUAUUUGUGCUAAUUUCUCUUCUUAUUCAUGGUGUUAUUUCUAUAAAUUAUAAACAAGCCUUAAGCAAAUCUUUGCUAUACUUUGAAGCUCAAAGAUCUGGCAAAUUACCUGCUCAUCAGCGAGUUACAUGGCGCGGUAACUCGGGUCUUAAAGACGGCCAGGAUGCCGGUGUGGAUCUAGUAGGAGGAUACUAUGAUGCAGGAGACAACGUUAAAUUCGGAUUUCCAAUGGCAUUUACAGUAACCCUACUUGCAUGGGGUGUAGUUGAGUAUAGUUCUCACUUUGAGGCUCAUAAUGAACUCCAUAAUGCAUUAGCUGCUAUCAAAUGGGGGACUAAUUAUUUCAUCAAAGCUCAUCCGCAACCAAACCUCCUCUAUGCCGGCGUCGGCGAAGGAAGCUCCGAUCACCAGUGCUGGGAGAGGCCUGAGGACAUGACCACGCCGAGGCCGGUUUUUAAGAUCGACGAGCAAAACCCUGGCUCCGACUUGGCUGCUGAGACCUCGGCUGCUCUUGCGGCUGCUUCUAUAGCUUUCAAGCAUGUUGAUAGUAAAUAUUCAUCCUUGCUUCUUGUUCAUGCAAAACAGCUAUUCAAUUUUGCAACAAGUCACCAAGGAAAAUAUUCGGAUAGUAUUCCAUCAGCUGCACAAUUCUACUCGAGCAGUGGUUUCCAGGACGAGUUAUUAUGGGCAGCUGCAUGGCUACAUAGAGCUACUGGAGAGAAAGGCUACUACGACUUCUUGGGGAACUUUCAGGGUAGUGGUGGAACGAGAUCCAUGUUUUCUUGGGAUGACAAGUUUGUUGGUGCCCAAAUUCUUAUUGCUAAGCAAAUUUUAGAGGGAAAUGUUCAAAACUCAGGAAAAUGGGGAGAAUACAAAAGUGAAGCAGAGCAAUUUCUUUGUAAUUGCAUUGAAAAGGGCAACACCAACAUUUAUAAGACAAGUGGUGGAUUAUUAUGGUUUAAUGAUUGGGAUAAUCUCCAAUACACAUCAACUGCUACCUUUGUCAUUACAAUCUAUGCUGAUUACCUCUUUGCUUCUGGAAAAUCCCUUAAUUGUCCGUCUUCUUUGGUCAAUCCACCUGACCUCAUUGCUUUUGCUAAAUCACAGGUUGACUACAUACUAGGAGCCAACCCAAAGAACACAAGCUACAUGGUUGGAUAUGGGUCAAACUACCCACAACAAGUGCAUCAUAGAGGAUCUUCAAUUGUAUCAAUCAAGAAGGAUCCCACACCAGUUGGGUGCAAAGAUGGGUUCACCAAUUGGUUUAAUAAAAACCAACCUAACCCAAAUGUUUUGGUCGGAGCAAUUGUAGGUGGACCUGAUAAAAAUGAUAAUUAUGUUGAUCAAAGAAGUGAUUAUCAGUUGGCUGAACCUGCUACCGCUAAUUCUGCUGGCCUUGUUGGGGUGCUUGCUAGGAUCAGUUAAAAACUUGAUUAAUAAAACCUGCUUUCUUCACUUCAUGCAAAUUAACUUAGUGAGAUUAAGUUGGCUUUUAGAAAUUAAAUAGUCUCAAUUAUGCACAUGUAAUAAGUAUUGGCUGAAUAAUAGUAUGAAUAUAAAUGAUAUUGUUAUCAUUUAGAUGUUUACUCCAUUAAUCCCUCAAGUUUUCGACACAAGAACCUUAGCAAAUUUUAAAAUUGCAAUGGCAUAUCAUUCUUGUUCUUGAAGACGUUAACAAACUCGGUAUUUGAUACAUUUCUGCAUCACU
Messenger RNA from Beta vulgaris subsp. vulgaris (sugar beet), 1738 nucleotides. RefSeq names its product endoglucanase 14. The record is from RefSeq and is a predicted model, not a curated record. Lineage: Eukaryota; Viridiplantae; Streptophyta; Magnoliopsida; Caryophyllales; Amaranthaceae. Gene Ontology annotation, molecular function: hydrolase activity, hydrolyzing O-glycosyl compounds. The transcript has 6 exons. Gene Ontology annotation, biological process: carbohydrate metabolic process. Bases 1 to 1455 code for a protein of 484 amino acids.